AUGAGAGCAGUUGUCCUGGCCCUGACUCUGGCCCUUGUGGCGGGUCAACCACAUAGCUUGGCUCCUGAUUUUGCUGCUGGUAAGACCUACGUGUACAAAUAUGAGGCAUUUCUCCUGGGCGGUUUGCCAGAGGAAGGUUUGGCAAAAGCUGGAGUCAAAGUCAGCAGCAAAGUUCUCAUCAGUGCCGCAGCCCAAAAUAUCUACAUGCUGAAGCUUGUGGAACCUGAGCUCUUUGAGUACAGUGGCAUCUGGCCUAAGGAUCCUUUAAUCCCAGCAACCAAGCUGACCUCAGCACUGGCAGCUCAGCUCAUGGCUCCCAUCAAGUUUGAGUAUGCCAACGGUGUUGUGGGAAAAAUGUUCGCCCCAGAGGGAACCUCCACACUGGUGCUGAACAUCUACAGAGGUAUCCUGAAUGUCCUUCAGCUGAACAUCAAGAAGACACAGAAUGUCUACGAGUUGCAGGAGGCUGGAACUCAGGGUGUGUGCAAGACCCUCUAUGCCAUCACUGAGGACGAAAAGGCUGAACGCAUCCUUUUGACAAAGACCAGGGACCUGAACCACUGUCAGGAGAAGGUCAUGCUGGACUUGGGGAUGGCAUACACUGAGAAAUGUGCAAAGUGCCAGCAGGACUCAAAGAACCUUAGAGGAGCUACAGCAUACAAUUACAUCUUGAAGCCAGUCGGUAGUGGCAUCCUAAUCCUGGAGGCAGCCGUCACUGAGUUGAUCCAGUUCUCACCUUUCACUGAGAUGAACGGAGCUGCUCAGAUGGAGACCAAACAAUCCUUGGUAUUCCUUGAGGUUCAAAGGGCCCCUAUUGUACCCAUCGAGGCUCAGUAUCUUCACCGUGGAUCUCUCAAGUAUGAGUUCUCCACUGAACUUCUUCAGACACCCAUUCAGCUCAUCAAGAUCACCAAUGCACAGGCCCAGAUUGUGGAGAUUCUUAAUCAUCUGGUCACCCACAACAUGGUGAGAGUCCAUGAGGAUGCUCCUCUGAAGUUUUUGGAGCUCAUUCAGGUCCUCCGUGCAGCCCACUUUGAAGACCUGGAAAUGCUCUGGAGCCAAUACAGAAACAGACCUGCCUACAGACAGUGGAUUUUGGAUGCCAUCCCUGUUAUUGGAACACCUGCUGCUCUGAGAUUCAUCAAGGAGAAAUUCCUAGCUGAUGAGCUGACUGUUGCUGAAACAGCUCAGGCUUUGAUUGCAUCUGUUCACAUGGCAACAGCAAACACUGAGAACAUCAAGCUGAUCGAGACCUUGGCAGUCAACAGUAAAGUACUUGAGAACCCAGUUCUGCGGGAGAUUGUCCUCCUUGGCUACGGUACCAUGAUUUCCAAGUAUUGUGCUGAGAAGGCUGUGUGCCCUGUUGAACUCAUCAAGCCCAUCCAGGAGCUCCUUGCAGAGGCUGUCGCUAAGGAUGACACCCCAGAAAUCAUCCUUUUGCUGAAGGUUUUGGGUAACGCUGGUCAUCCUUCUAGCCUUAAGCCGAUAACAAAGAUCCUGCCCAUACAUGGAACUGCAGCUGCAACUCUGCAGAUGAGAGUCCAUGCCGAUGCCAUCAUGGCCUUGAGGAACAUUGCAAAGAAGGAGCCCAGAAUGAUCCAGGAAUUGGCUCUACAGCUCUACAUGGACAAGGCUCUUCACCCAGAGCUUCGUAUGCUUGCAUGCAUUGUGCUGUUUGAGACAAGGCCUCCAAUGGGUUUGGUGACAACUCUUGCCAACAUUGUGAAGACAGAGGAGAAUCUGCAGGUGGCAAGCUUCACUUACUCUCAUAUGAAGUCCCUGACCAGAAGCACAGCCGCUAUCCAUGCCUCAGUUGCCGCAGCUUGCAACGUCGCUGUCAAAAUCUUAAGCCCAAGGCUGGACAGACUGAGCUUCCGUUUCAGCAAAGCCAUCCACAUGGACAUCUAUAACAGUCCUUUGAUGCUUGGUGCUGCUGCCAGUGCUUUCUACAUCAAUGAUGCUGCGACUAUUCUGCCCAGAUCUAUUGUGGCUAAGACUAGUGCCUACCUUGCAGGAGCUGCUGCUGAUGUUCUGGAGGUUGGAGUAAGAACUGAGGGACUCCAAGAGGCUAUUCUGAAAAACCAUGCCAUUAUUGACAGUGCUGACAGGAUCACCAAGAUGAAGCGUGUCAUUAAGGCUCUCUCUCAGUGGAAGUCUCUGCCCAACAGGAAGCCUCUGGCUUCUGUCUAUGUCAAGUUCUUUGGACAAGAAAUUGCCUUUGCCAACAUUGACAAAGCCUUCAUUGAUCAGGCCAUUGCGCUCGCUACUGCACCAUCUGUUCAGGCAUUUGGUAGGAACACUAUCAAGGCUCUGCUGUCUGGUGCCUCCUACCACUUUGCUAAGCCUCUGCUGGCUACUGAGGUGCGGCGCAUCCUGCCUACUGCUGCUGGUCUUCCAAUGGAGCUCAGUCUCUACACUGCUGCUGUGGCUGCCGCAGCUGUUCACAUCAAGGCCACCACAACCCCAACUCUGCCUGAAAACUUCCAUAUUGCUCACCUUCUGAAGACAGACAUGCAGCUUGAGACUGAGAUCAGACCAAGCAUUGCUGUGAACACAUUUGCUGUGAUGGGGGUAAACACUGCCAUACUCCAGGCUGCUCUGCUAUCAAGAGCCAAGCUCAACUCAAUUUUGCCCGCCAAAAUUGCUGCAAGACUUGACAUCAACGAGGGCUACUUUAAGAUUGAAGCUCUGCCUGUUUCUGUACCUGAACACAUUGCAGCUGUGCACGUUGAGACUUUUGCUGUGGCAAGGAAUAUUGAGGAUCUGGCUGCUGAAAAAAUCACUCCCCUUAUCCCUGCCAAAGUCUUGCAGUCCAUCUCAAGGGAGAUUCUCACAUCUAAGAUUACUUCUUCUGCUUCAGCUAGUUUGUCAAGAUCCUCAGAGAUAAUUUCCAAGGAUAUGGCAGCUACCAAGCCCACUAUAAAAUUCAGAGCAGCUCAAUUUGAGAAGAAAUACUGUGCUAAGACUGUUGCCAUUGGAAUGAAGGGCUGUAUCAAGGUUGCAACUGAAAACGCUGCUUUCCUCAAAGACAUUGCCCUGUACAAACUGGCUGGAAAGCACUCUAUUGCUCUUUCAUUCAAACCAAUUGAAGGUGAGGCCAUUGAGAGACUGGAGAUGGAAAUUCAAGUUGGACCAAAGGCUGCAGAGAAGCUCAUUAAGCACAUCAACCUGAGUGAAGAGGAAAUUGUUGAGGGAAGACCAGUCUUAAUGAAGCUCAAGAGAAUCCUGGCUCCUGGUCUGAAGAAUGGUACCUUAUCUUCCUCCUCUAGCUCAAGCAGCUCUCGCUCAAGUCUUCGUUCGAACAGCAGAAGCAGCAGCAGCAGCCUCAGCUCUUCUAGAUCUAUGAGCAAAUCUUCCAGGUCCAGCUCUGCAUCAAGCCUUGCAUCACUCUUCAGUGCUAGCUCAAGUUCCUCUAGCUCCAGUGCUCAUCUCUCAAAGCGAGUGACUUAUCACCACAAGUUCCAGAAGAACCACAAGAAACAGGCUUUCACCUCUCAAGUCACAUCAGCAUUAAUUUCCAGGAGCAGAAGCAGUGCUUCAAGCUUUGAGGCCAUCUACAAAAAGAACAAGUUCCUUGGCAAUGAAGCUGCUCCUACUUUUGCUAUCAUCUUCCGUGCUGUCAGAGCUGACAACAAGAUGCAGGGAUACCAACUGUCUGCCUACUUGGACAGACCUACUGCCAGAAUUCAGAUCAUUCUAGCUGCCUUGGCUGCCGAUAACAACUGGAAGUUCUGUGCUGAUGGAGUUCUGCUAAGCAAGCACAAAGUCACAGCCAAAUUCGCCUGGGGAGCAGAAUGCAAGCAGUACGACACCAUGAUCACAGCCGAGACUGGUCUUCUUGGUCCAAGCCCUGCAGCUCGCUUCAGAGUGGCCUGGAAUGAACUACCUUCUGCCCUGAAACACUACGCAAAGAAGGUGUAUGACUACAUUCCUGCUUCCAUGCUGGCUGGCUUGAUUAAAGAAAAGGAUGAAAACAGUGCCAAGCAGCUUUCAUUUACUGUGGUUGCCACAUCUGAUAGGACACUUGACCUCAUUUGGAAAACACCAGAGCGUACUGUCUAUAAGCUGGCUUUGCAUCUUCCCAUCACUCUGCCACUUGAGGAAAUCACAGGUCUCACACCCUUCGAUGACUUGGCUGAUAAAGUCCACUACUUGUUUGCCAAGGCUGGCGCAGCUGAAUGUACCUUCACCAGAGACACACUGACCACAUUCAACAACAGGAGAUACAAGAACGAGAUGCCUCUGUCUUGCUACCAAGUUCUGGCACAGGAUUGCACCAAUGAGCUGAAAUUCAUGGUUCUGCUGAAGAAGGAUCACAUUGAACAGAACCAUAUCAAUGUCAAGAUUGCUGACAUUGAUAUUGACAUGUACCCGAAGAACACUGACGUGAUUGUGAAGGUCAAUGGAAUGGAAAUACCCAUCAACAACCUGCCAUACCAGCAUCCAACAGCUAAAAUCCAGAUAAGACCAAAGGGUGAAGGCAUCUCUGUGUUCGCUCCCAGCCAUGGUCUUCAUGAAGUCUACUUUGACAAGAACUCAUGGAAGGUUAAAGUUGCAGACUGGAUGAAGGGACAGACCUGUGGACUGUGUGGAAAGGCUGAUGGGGAAGUCAGACAGGAGUACCGCACACCAAGUGGACGCUUGACCAAGAACGCAGUCAGCUAUGCUCAUUCCUGGGUUCUUCCCGCUGAGAGCUGCAGAGACACCACUGAGUGCCGUAUGAAGAUUGAAUCUAUUCAGCUGGAGAGGCAGGUAAAUGUCCACGGCCAGGAAUCCAAAUGCUACUCUGUUGAGCCUGUGCUGCGCUGCCUGCCUGGCUGCUUCCCUGUGAAAACCACAGCUGUUACUGUUGGCUUCCACUGUAUACCAACUGAUGCUGCCAGUAAUCUUCACAGCAUGUACGACAACAGCGUGGACCUGAAGGAAACAGCAGAGGCUCACCUGGCCUGCAGCUGCACUGCUCAGUGCGCUUAA
Messenger RNA from Seriola dumerili (greater amberjack), 4974 nucleotides. RefSeq names its product vitellogenin-like. The coding region runs from base 1 to 4974 and encodes 1657 amino acids. NCBI's taxonomy places the organism in Eukaryota, Metazoa, Chordata, Actinopteri, Carangiformes, Carangidae. The record is from RefSeq and is a predicted model, not a curated record. The transcript has 35 exons. Gene Ontology annotation, molecular function: lipid carrier activity. Gene Ontology annotation, biological process: lipid transport.